UCCAUAGCAGCAGCAGGCAACGGGCCAUACAUCUCAUCUUAACCUUAUCCGCCGACUCGGUUCAUUUCAUUUCCGGCUGGGCAGGGCAGGGUAGGGCAGAGUUUGUUCUCACAGUACCAGCACUAUCGACGCAGCGCAGCAAUCCCACCAGUGGCGCAGAUGGCCGUGCACUUGGCAACGACGCCCUUGUUUCUGGGCACCAAACCUUCUCAGACACCAUCAUCAUCCUUCACCAGAACUCCCUUCCUCGGCUUGCCCCUCGCCUCUUCAUCCAGGCCGCCGUACGCUCGCGUCGACAACGUGUCCAGGAUUCUCUGCCAGGACAAGGAUAAGGCCGCUCUCGUGCCGGCAGAGCAGCAAUGGAUGUUUGAUUGCAUCACUGGCCCGGAUGUUUUGAAUAAAACAUGGUAUCCCAAAGCCUCAGACCAUGUUAACACAGAUAAGCCUUGGUAUGUCGUGGAUGCAACCGACAAGAUUCUAGGAAGAUUGGCUUCAACUAUAGCCAUUCACAUCAGGGGAAAAAAUCUGGCAACAUACACUCCUAGUGUGGACAUGGGAGCAUUUGUUGUAGUGGUCAAUGCUGAGAAGGUUGCUGUAUCUGGAAAGAAAAGGACGCAGAAACUCUACAGAAGGCAUUCUGGACAACCAGGUGGAAUGAAAGUGGAAACUUUCGACCAGCUUCAGAAAAGAAUUCCUGAACGAAUAAUUGAGCAUGCUGUCCGAGGGAUGCUUCCUAAAGGACGUCUUGGAAGAUCAUUGUUCAACCAUCUCAAGGUUUACACGGGUCCAAACCACCCCCAUGAAGCUCAGAAACCCAUUGACUUGCCCUUGAGGGAUAAGAGGAUACAAAAACAGGCAUGAAUAAUUGUUGCCCCGCAUGUUGUCUCCGUGAGAAAACAAACUGUUGAGGAGGCUACUUUUGGGCUUUUUAAAUUAUUUGCGCUUUUCUUGUAAUUGAAUAUAGCAGUGGCAGUUUUAUGAUGUGCGAUCUUAGCA
Andrographis paniculata is the source of this 996-nucleotide messenger RNA. RefSeq names its product 50S ribosomal protein L13, chloroplastic-like. The record is from RefSeq and is a predicted model, not a curated record. Bases 160 to 861 code for a protein of 233 amino acids. Gene Ontology annotation, molecular function: mRNA binding; structural constituent of ribosome. The transcript has 4 exons. Gene Ontology annotation, biological process: negative regulation of translation; translation. Gene Ontology annotation, cellular component: cytosolic large ribosomal subunit; ribosome. Lineage: Eukaryota; Viridiplantae; Streptophyta; Magnoliopsida; Lamiales; Acanthaceae.